GACCCGAUUAAAGAAAAAUGGCCAAAGUGCCGGAAAACCUGAGUAGCCGAGGAAAUUUCAGUCCUUACGAAGACGUUUCCCGGUAGAAAAUUUUGGAGGGAAGCCGAGGUUGAAGACGACCGCUAUUCGUGUUCUUGAACCUUCAUAUCUUGUUAUGGAGGUGGGAUCAGAUUUAGACCCUAUAGAAGCUGAAUUGGACGCGGACCUUGAACCUGUAAAAGACUGUAAUGGACCUGCUCAUCACCCUUCCGCUCCAUUUGAUGAGGUAUUUGACAUCUCAACGACGGUUGAUCCUAGCUAUAUAAUUUCUCUAAUACGAAAACUUCUGCCAUUGAACGCGAGUAACACGCGCAAUUCUUGUGGAAAUGGGCAUGACGGCGGUGACACCUCAGUAAACAAAAUGGAUGAAGGUGAUGGGUAUGUAUCCGGUGAUCAACUCUUUAGUUCUUCAGGAACAGUGAGUAAAUGCCUAGGCAUUGAAAUUGAGGAUGAUUCUGGUAAACUUGCUGAUAAAGAAGGUGAGGAUGAAGGUGCAUGUCCCAAAUCGGAGCAGCUUAUUUCAUCCUCAGAAGAAAAGGUCUGGGAAGAGUAUGGUUGCAUUCUGUGGGAUCUUUCUGCGAGUAGAUCUCAAGCAGAACUUAUGGUUCAAAACCUUGUCCUUGAAGUUCUUUCUGCAAACCUUAUGGUCUCACAAUCUGUGCGUGUUAUGGAGAUUAGCCUUGGAAUCAUUGGGAACCUGGCUUGCCAUGAAGUUCCCAUGAAACAUAUAGUCGCCAAGAGUGGAUUAAUUACAACCAUUGUGUCCCAGUUGUUUCUAGAUGAUGCUCAAUGUUUAUGUGAAGUUUGCAGGUUAUUAAACACAGGUCUUCAAAGCAGCGAAUGUGUCAUAUGGGCGGAGGCUUUGAAUUCUGAGCAUGUUCUUUCUCGUAUUUUAUGGGUUUCUGAGAAUACCUUAAAUCCACAGCUUAUUGAAAAGAGUGUUGGGCUAUUAUCAACCAUUAUUGAAAGUCAGCAAGAAAUUGUUCAUGUUCUUCUCUCAUGUUUGAUGAAGCUGGGUUUGUCGAGUGUUUUGUUCAACCUUUUUUCUUUUGAGAUGAAAAUAUUAACAAAUGAAAGAUCAGCUGAAAGGCAUUCAAUUCUGGACGUCAUUCUUCGGGCAGUUGAAGCACUCUCUGGAAAUGAAGAGCAUUCUCGUGAACUUUGUUCAAAUAAAGAACUUUUUCAGCUUGUUCGUGAUCUAGUCAAAUUGCCAGAUGCAUUUGAGGUUUCCAGUUCUUGUAUCAGUGCUGUGGUUUUGAUUGCAAAUAUUCUGUCAGAUGUACCUGAUCUAGCCUUUGAGAUGUCUCAGGAUCUGUCUUUCCUACAAGGUCUACUUGAUAUAUUCUCUUUUGUUGGGGAUGACUUUGAGGCACGUGAUGCUGUUUGGAGCAUCAUUGCUAGGAUAUUGGUUCGUGUUCAAGAAAAUGUGAUGAGCAGACCAAAGCUGUUUGAGUAUGUGUCAUUACUCGUGAGUAAGACUGAUCUCAUCGAGGAUGAUCUUCUAGACCACUGUAUGACUGAAUCAAAUAAAGAAGAGGAUGGAAUGACCUCUGCCUGCACAAAAUCAAACUCUAGAUGUAUAUCUUUAAGAAGGAUAAUUUCUAUUUUAAAUCAUUGGACUGCUUCUAAGGAUGAAGGGACAGAUGUAAGAGAUGAAUAUUGUUUAGAAGAUGUAGACGUCAAUAGAUUGUUGACCUGUUGCUCUAAACACUCUGAGGAGUUAGCAGGGAUGGAAACACACACCCCAUAACCCAUAGUGUUGCUCUUAGCCACUUUCAGUAUGUCACGUUGAUGCCUCUCCAUUCGGAACUCAAAGGCCAGGAUAUCAUUUUGAAUCAUUAACAACUGAAAGAAAGCCAAUACAGUUAGGUUUUUGAAAAUUUGGUUUCCGUGGUUUGGAGAAAGUUAGAUUUUGGUUUCAAUGGUUUAUACUUUAUAAUUAGAAUUUGGUCCCUAUGAUUUGAUUAAAAUCUUAUGGACUAUUUAUGAGGGUUUUAUCAAACCAUAAAGACUAUUUAUAGAGGUUUUAUCAAACAUUAAGGACUAAAUUUUGACUUUUAAAACCAUAAGAUCUAAAUUCUAACUUUCUCCAAAAACUUAGGGACCAAUUUGUAAUAAACCAUACAAUAUUUACUGAAUGGAUGUGCAGUUUGUGGUUGUACACUGCAACUAGGUCAGGCCUGUUGUUGGAUGAUAAAUUAUUGGUCUAAGCCUCCUCAGAGUCCCAACAGCUUCCGAAAUCCUGCGAAAUGUUUGGUUAUACAAUACUUGCCUUAUAAGUAGUUUGGAGAUGGUUUUAGGACUACAAAGGUUUUGUACUGUGAUUGAUUAUAGCUAAAAUCACAUAUUAUUCAAUGAUCAUCCCAUUGGCACAUGAAAUAAUUGACUGCUUACUUUUAUUGGUUC
Cucumis sativus (cucumber) is the source of this 2445-nucleotide messenger RNA. RefSeq lists its product as uncharacterized. The coding region runs from base 155 to 1789 and encodes 544 amino acids. The transcript is spliced from 12 exons. The record is from RefSeq and is a predicted model, not a curated record. Lineage: Eukaryota; Viridiplantae; Streptophyta; Magnoliopsida; Cucurbitales; Cucurbitaceae.